AUGAUCCCUUUCUACGUUCUCUCCUUACUUCUUAUUGCAUUGCCCAGUACUACCACAGAUGUCAUCAACGAUCCCUACACAAGAAGCUCCCGCCGCACCCUCACCGUCUCUUUAAAUGCCACCACACCGUCGUCACUGCCACCUAAUCAGCCUAUGUCUGCGUUGCCACCGGUGAAGGUUGUGAGGGCGUUGGCGACGGCGUCGGCGAAGGCAACGGCAACGGCAUCGGGGAAGGCAACGGCGACGGCAUCGGCAAAGGCAACGGCGACGGCAUCAGCGCCGGCAACAGCAAAGGCGUCGGCGUCAGCAACAGCAUCUGUGACUGCGUCGGCACCGGUGUCGGCGUCGCUGCCGCCGUCGCUGCCGCCGUCGCUGCCAACCUUCAUGACAAACAGAUCUGGAAGAAGCAAACCCUCAUCGAUGAUAAUCAUCGUUGGUACUCUUGGUUCAGCUGCUUUCUGUUCGUUAGUUGUGGGAUGCUUCUUUCGCAAGAGACUCAGAACAGUCAAAGAGAGAUACCACUCCAAACGACAAAAGAAAAAAGUUGGUAAUGAUAUGAAGAAGACUGUCGAGUCAUUGCAAUUUAGAUUGGAAACUAUUGAAACUGCCACGAACAAGUUUUCAGAUGAUAACAAAUUAGGUGAAGGAGGAUUUGGUGCCGUUUUUAAGGGCACACUUGGUAAUGGACAUGAAAUAGCAGUAAAACGGCUAUCGAAAAGCUCCACACAAGGUGUGCAAGAAUUUCAGAAUGAGGUGGUAUUGGUGGCGAAACUUCAACACAGAAACCUUGUGAGGCUUCUGGGAUUUUGCUUGGAAGGAGAAGAAACCUUACUUGUCUAUGAAUAUGUACCCAACAAAAGUCUUGACAAUUUUCUAUUUGAACCCAACAAACGAGAGCAGCUGGAUUGGUCGAAACGUUGCAUGAUAAUAGGAGGAAUCGCUCGAGGAAUUUUAUAUCUUCAUGAAGAUUCUAGGCUUAGAGUUAUACAUCGUGAUUUAAAAGCUAGCAACAUCUUGUUAGAUGACGAAAUGAAUCCAAAAAUAUCAGAUUUUGGGAUGGCUAAAAUGUUUGGAGUUGAUGGUCAAACUCAAGGAAAUACCGAAAGAGUCGUCGGAACUCUUGGUUAUAUGGCUCCAGAAUAUGCAAUAGAAGGAAUAUAUUCAGUAAAAUCAGAUGUCUUUAGCUUUGGUAUACUCCUGCUUGAGAUCACCACGGGAAGAAAGAACUUUUUAGGCUUUAACUGCCGUUUUCCUACACUUCUAGCACACGCUUGGCAAUCAUGGAAUGAAGGAAAAGGGUUGGAUUUGAUAGAUCCAAUACUGUCGAAAGAUUCGUGCAAGCCAGAUCAAGUUUUGAGAUACAUCCACAUUGGACUAUUGUGUGUUCAAGAGGAUGCAAACAGUAGGCCGACCAUGUCAUCAGUUGUUUUAAUGUUGAAAACUGAAACUAUUGGCCUUCCCAAACCUGAACGACCGGCAUUUUUUACAGGAAGAUCUGCAAAUAUGCAGUAUCCAAUAGCUGCUAAUAGUCGCACCAUCAAUGGUUUAACAAUUUCUGAUGAUCUUCCCCGUUAAGGAUAAAUUAUAAAUUAUAUGCUUGUAUAUACAGCCUAUAUCUCGCAUUCAACCCCUAUAUACAUACUUCUCGUUCAAGUGAUAUUUUUUGUGAGACUGAUAAUUGAUUAUGAAGUUAGGCAAUUAAAUUGUUGAACCUUUUUAUAUUA
This is a messenger RNA of Pyrus x bretschneideri (Chinese white pear), 1724 nucleotides long. RefSeq names its product cysteine-rich receptor-like protein kinase 44. The transcript has 7 exons. NCBI's taxonomy places the organism in Eukaryota, Viridiplantae, Streptophyta, Magnoliopsida, Rosales, Rosaceae. The record is from RefSeq and is a predicted model, not a curated record. Gene Ontology annotation, biological process: protein phosphorylation. The coding region runs from base 1 to 1575 and encodes 524 amino acids. Gene Ontology annotation, molecular function: ATP binding; protein kinase activity.